Phytophthora sojae is the source of this 231-nucleotide messenger RNA. RefSeq lists its product as hypothetical. NCBI's taxonomy places the organism in Eukaryota, Oomycota, Peronosporomycetes, Peronosporales, Peronosporaceae. The transcript is spliced from 3 exons. The record is from RefSeq and is a predicted model, not a curated record. Bases 1 to 231 code for a protein of 76 amino acids.
AUGGUCGUGCGAGACAUCGGCGCUCGACACUCCCCUGCGUGUGGUGCUUCUCUAGCGCUUGGCAAGCGUCUGCUGCUGCAGCUGUACAAGCUGUCGUACUCAGUCAAGCUGUUGGGCUCGGUCGCACUGCUCAACCCGCUGCAUUCGUACCUGGCGUUCAAAGGCCUGGGGGAGAAACCCACUCAGGAUUCCGGCGCUCAAGGCUUCCGACAUCUUUCCGCGUUGAUGUAA